GGGCCCCUUUGCUAUUUUUGUGCCUGGGUCCGCACGUCACGGUUGGGUAUUUUCUCUGGUGACUAGCUCGCAUCAAUAGAUCUUCUAAUGUACACCCAGUCAGCCAGCAGCUUCAUGACUGAUGGGACUUUACCUUGCUAAUUUAUUUCAGUAUUGUUACCCCGACAUGAGGAGAAUGGAGAAACGGACUAUGCAGCAUGAGGAAUGUCACAUGUGACUGUCGAUAUGGGACAGGGGACUAUUCAAAUGUCAGGUUUGUAUGAGGAUUAUAUUUGAUAUCUGAAUGUCAGCUGCCAUAUGAACCGAGGAUUUUUCCCCCCCCAUCAGACCGUGUGCUUUAUGUCAUUCUGAUCACAGUGAGAGCUGCUGAUUGAUUCUGCAUGCUAUGUGCUACGUUGCUGUCAGAGCACCACAGAGGGUUUUACCAUCCAGCGUCUCUGAAGUCAUCUCUGUAUGAUAUUUAUGGAUUUGUUGUCAGCAUGACAACAAAUCCAUAAAUAUCAUACCUAUCACGCCUGUUCCCUUUAAUGGCCAACUUAGCCUCUAUAUGAUGUAAUGCAGCGGCAUAGUGGUGCUCUCCUUAACCAGCAUUUGUUUUCUCAUUGCCCUCUCUCGUGUGUGGAGAGCAGUAAGGGAUGUGCCCUACGAAUGUCUGCUGUUCAAAUAAAUCUCACCAUGAAGUCAUUUCUCCAUCCAUGCGGGCAUACUGUACCACAGUCAGCCCACAGUCAUCCCGAAACACACCUACUGCCUCCCACCUGCCUGCUGUUGUUGCACGUCAAUGCUGCUGUGUCAUAUAUUUCCGUAUAUGUUAGUGCUUGUUGCUGGGAGCGAGAGUAAUUUGCAGUGAAUUGUCUGCUGGUACAGCAUUUAUAUCCAAAUAAGAAAAGUAUGAAUCUGUUGAGAGAUUUGUCAAUGAGACUCUGAAUAUGUCGGCUCUGUUCGCUCUCUAUCGCGCUUAGUCUAAAGGUAUGCAUUGUUUCUGAGGGUCUUAUCUUGCUGUCACUCUGCACCCAUAUUCCCCUUUCCUCCACUCGGAGCUCACACCGAGGAUGGAAAACUAAGCAAUGAGGUCAGACCGACCUUGAAGGGGAGCUCCCUACCGGGCCUCUGAAUUUAUUUACCCCCAGGCACCCCACUUAGUUCACCUCCGUAAACCUCCCUGUUAAAACAUGGAUCGUUCCAAUCUGAGGCAUGCGCUCGCCAUCCUUCAUUAUCUUUCCUCUAUCCUGCUCUGGAAGAAGCCCUUAAAUCUGUCCGAAAGCAGAGCUUAGGCACUGGGCUUUUGCACAACAACAAAAAACAACAAAGGGGAGAUUAUUACAGAUUACAGCUGUUUUCAAGCAUCUCUUGAGUCACCUUGGAUUCAUAUCCUCUGGUUAAUGCCUGAGGAGAGUGUGGUGCGCUAACAAAGAAAGAGAGGGAGUGAGAGAAAGAGAGUGAGAGUCGGAGGAUGUCCUAAUUAAGGGGAACUCAGAGGGUUUGAACCAGAUAAUCUUACAUAACCUCGUUAGGGGAGGACACAGCAUUUGAUACUGAGAAGAUGGAAAUGACGUGCCCUCAGAGACGCAUCCCCAUGGCAUGAAGCGAAAGUAUAGCGGCAAAAGCAAUUCACUUUAACCGCGGGGGAGGAUGAGGUUUCUUCUUGGAGUCCGGCGUGUUUAUGAGCAGGACGGCACGUCAUCCCGUGCAGCUCUGUGUGUAAACUAUGAUGACACUAGAGAGACAGACAGGUUAAAGGGUGUGAAUCCCACCAGAGACAAGAGCCCUGAAGGUGUUAUACUGUGAUUCUGGCAUUGGAAUAAAGACUUAAGCAUUGUAUUUUAUGUAGAUAUCACAUCGAAAAGGGCCACAGCUGGACUCAUUGACCAUGAUCUACAGUAACUGUCUGUCACUUGUGUGUGCUGGCAUGCAUCGACACACACACACACACACACACACACACACACCGUCAUACUUUUUUUUCUGACAUUCCCCCAUCUUCUGCAGAGUUUUAUAAUUUUCCCUUGUGUAGAUCAUUUUCACUUUUUUGGCAUUUGCAACAGCCUACCAUGUUGACAAAAACUGAACAAGUGAAAUUGAAAAGUAAAAAUCUGUGAUAUAUGAUAAAGUAUAUGGGUGAUAUAUUGUAGAUAUUUACCUGUUGUUUUGCAAAAUAUAUUAAUAAAGGUGACAAUUCACAUUGAAGGAAAAUACGUUGAUUUUCGUUGAAAGGAGAUGCUGCUGUGAUGAAGGAUUUGAUUCCUAUUCAGCUCUCUCUCUCUCUCACACACAAACACACACACACACAAAAUAAGCGUAUACAACCAUUCAUGGCACACUUACAGUAAAAGCAUUUGCCUUAAAUACCGACACUUUCACAUGGGCAUCUGUCACGGUUGACAUGAGGUACCUUUGGCUUUUUAGAGGCUGUUAAAGAGAAAAUAAUGUUUUUUCCAUUCCUGCUGUGAAGGAGCUCGUUAUGAAUUUUAUUUGAAGGACUUUUGGGAAACAGCUUCGCUCUCCCUCUCAAGGAGAGGAUUUAUAGGAGGAGCAUUUUUAUAACUAGAUUACCCUCUUGUGCAUCUGCAUGUGGUCCUAGUUUAGGUGAUUGUUUGUCAUACAUCCAUAUUUGUCUAAUUGUAGUUUCUGUCUGAUUUCUUCCAGGUGACCCUUCCCGGCAAUCAGUUCACGUGUAUGCUAAUAUCACUACGGUUACAUAACAGGUAGUGUCCUUGUAAAUCGAUCCCAAAGAAAGAGACAUUGGAUUUAUGGAGUCACUUGAAACUACUGCAGGGGUGAAAAGCUCCACUGAGGGUCAGGACAGAAAUGUUGUUGCACAGAAAAAAUGCACCUCAGAGGCAGCACAGACUAGGAGGAGUCCAUCAGUCGAAUUGGAAGGCAAAGGGUGGCACCAACAACUGCAAGAAGGUCAGAGCCGAGACACAUGUGGUUUCAAAGAAAUGUCUGACUCAGGGAAAUUACCACAAUUAGAAGAUCAGCACUCCCAAACUCAGUCCGCAAGCCAUCAAGACCAUGAGGUGUCUUCGUAUCCAGUACAGCCCACGAAACCAUUUCCCAUUGGCAGACAGAAAGCUGUAGGUCACUUAGUUUCUGCAGAGUCCCCUGGACCUGUGUCUCACAGGAAGUCCACCAGUUCACCUGAAGUCCAACAACAGUGUUCCCAUUCAGGGAUGGAUCAGCUGUCAGAAGCUGCGUCUAAGGUGGAGCAGAAACCACAAAAGCCUGGGAAGUAUGUUUGUGAUUACUGCGGAAGGGCAUGUGCCAAACCCAGCGUGCUUAAGAAACAUAUUCGCUCACACACCGGGGAGCGGCCCUAUCCGUGUGUCCCGUGUGGAUUCUCCUUCAAAACGAAGAGUAAUUUAUACAAACACAGAAAGUCCCACGCUCACGCGGUCAAAGCUGGAACAGUGCCACUCUCAGAACUGGGUUCUUACAAUGCCAACACAGACCAGGGGUCUUUUGAAGGGGAAGGAGAGUUAUUCUCUGAUGCUGAGCAAAGCACGGACACGGAUGAGGACACUCUUAACGACCCGCUGCUGCUGCUGGACUCUCCAGUGGACGGAUCAGAUAACACUGCUGUAAAAGUACUAAAUCUCAUUGCUCAGAAGAAGGGAGCCACGUCGAUCUCAGCUCAGGAUGGUUCAUCCCAGCCCCAAGAAAUCAAUGCACCUCCAGCUGGUACCGAGGCUAGCCGUGCAAUUCAAUCUUGCACGAUCAAACAGAGGCUUGCACUUCGGCUGUCUGAAAAAAGAAGCAGCGACUCGGACCACAAUCUGUCCCUCCCGAGUCAGUCUAGCAAGGGCAGCACGGACUCCGGCUACUUCUCGCGCUCCGAGAGUACCGAGCACCAGACCGGUCCCCCCAACACUAACGCAAAGUCCUAUCAAGAAAUCAUGUUUGGGAAGUGUUACAGGCCAAGCCCUAAACAGACGGCAGCUUUUGUGGCUUGUAGCACCGACUCAAGUGAAUACACAGGGAGACGCUCGGAGAAAGGCGUUUCCCGUGUUUUCACCCAAGAAAAAGACACCGUUGAGCCAAUCAAAAUAAACACAAAAUCAUUCUCGAGAGAGGAGGUAAAAGAACCGCAGUUAGACGCUGGCUCUGAUGUAGGGACUCUGAUAAGAAGCAACUCAAUGCCAACAUCCUCGGCAGUGUGUCUGACUAUGCCUCAAGCCCUCAGAGGCAGCCACUCUUUUGAUGAAAGAACAAGCACCGGGGGCAUGAGGAGGCUCAGGCGGCAAGCUGCUUUCGAACACUCCGCACAUGACGGCCACGCAGACGCAGACAGCCACGGAAAGAUGAGCGAGAGUGGCAUUUCACCCUCAGGAUUGGAGAUGGAAAAUUACCCCUCCAUGGCAUCUAAUAUGAGCCAUCAGAGACACGCAAUGGAACUGGCAACGCGGAAGCGUCGGAAAGAGAAGAGGGAGGAGGAAGAUUUGCCAGGUCAAUAUGAGUGCCUUCACGAACAAUGUGAAGAAAUGUUUGACUCAAGUAAGGACUAUGAUUCAAAACAAGCUGCUGUGGGCCUUAUGGCAUUAGGACAAGGACAUUCUUCAAGUAUGCUAACGCAGAUGGACAGGUGUGACAUGGACAUAUCAGUGAGCCCUGAAAUGUCCGGUAGGAAAACUUUAGGGAAUGUAAUUUCUGUUAUCCAGCACACAAACUCAAUAAACAGGACCCACUCUGAACAGUCAGAAUCAUACAAGUACCAUGGGCAGAGACAGGAUAGUAUUUCUUUGUUUCAAGCUAUGGAGGCAAGUGAAUCAUAUGAGUUGGAAAGGAGUGAUGGCAGGCUAAGGCAAUCAUUUCAACUGGGACCCAAACUUGUGCGACAGCCCAACAUACAAGUCCCAGAAAUCAGGGUGACAGUAGAGCCUGACAGUCCAGAAAAAGCUCCUGAGGUGCAGGUGAAGGAGCCAGAGAAGCACGUGGAGGAGUUUCAGUGGCCUCAAAGGAGUGAAACUUUAGCACAGUUCCCUCCAGAAAAGCUCCCUCCAAAGAAGAAAAGGCUACGCUUAGCUGAUAUCGAGCAUUCCUCUGGCGAAUCUAGUUUCGAGUCUGCCUGCACUAGUCUCUCCCGCAGCCCGAGCCAAGACAGCAACUUAUCUUAUUGCUCCGCCUUCUCCUUUGACAGGGAGGAGAGUUUGAAGUCAGUCUCUCCAGCCAGGCAGGAUGAAUUUGGCAAACCGCUAGAGCUCUUAGCAGUACCAGGGAGUGGGCACUCCCUCUCUGUGCUCAGCCAGCGUCAACAACAUGAAAUGAGACGCUCCUGCUCGGAGCAGGCGCCGUGUAACUUGCGCAGGGAGUUCCCAGAGGUACGCAGCGUAUCAUUUGAUUAUGGCAGCCUUUCUCCAACAUCCAAAGUUAGACCGGUGGACAUCAGCCUCUCGGCGUCGAGGGAGAGAAGGAGGGGAAACUUGGUGCGGCAGGAGUCAUUGAAUAUGGACACUGAGGUAACACAAGUCCCAUCACAAGUGUUUCCGCAGCACCUCAGCAGCACCUCCCCUCCAUUCACAGCAGUUGCUGUUCUGCCGCAGACUUUGCCAAUAUUCUCCACGGGGAAUACAUUCCCCCAGCUGUCACAUCCGAGCCUUUUAGUUCCCGUACGAUUACAGACUCAUGUGCCAUCCUACGGCAGUAUCACAUACACUUCAGUAUCACAGAUUUUUGACAAUCAGUAUGACAGUGUUAGCUCCACUACGUCCUCCUCUCAGAAUCAGAUUUCCCGUUUGUCUGGAAAUCUUGAUUCUCAUAACAUAUUAGCUUAUACCAGACCACCUUCGAUGCACACCCUCAGUGUAGAAGCCCUUGAUUUGUCUUCAGCUAAGCUCAAGACAGGCAUCCCGCUCUCCCUGACCUCCAGAACUAUCUCAACCACUAACGCCUCCAGUGGUGGCACCAACAAACGGAUGCUGUCCCCUGCCAGCAGCCUGGACCUUUUCAUGGAGGUCAAGCAGCAAAAACGUGUGAAAGAGGAAAGAAUGUUUGGGCAGAUAGUAGAGGAGCUGAGUGCUGUGGAGUUGGGAAAUUGUAAUUUGAGCGAAGAGAAGGGGCACAGGUCAGAGAUGCAGGGCGCAUCCACACCUCAUGCUCAGGAUGACUCACGUAUGAGUAAAUGUAUCACACUUCAACAGAAAGUGACAGAGGACUCUGAACACGGCGUUGAGUCAGCCAUGGAAAGUAGCUCCACGGAAACCAGCUCACCUCCCUACUCCAUGAUAUCAGUCAGCGAAGUGAAAGAAGUUGGCAUGGAGAAACGAGCGCAGAUGGACAUGGUGGCGCAGCUGGUCACCAGUCAAGACGGCCUGAUCUCAGACACAGAGAAUUCAAGACUUCUAUCUCAGUUUCCAAGUCUUCGCACGACGACAGGAGUGAGCUGGUGUUAUCUUAACUACACCAAGCCGAGCUGCUCUCACAGCAACGCCCCUUUCUCCUCCGUGUACACCACCUGGUGUGUGAGUUCCCACAACCCGAACCCUCUUGAGCUGAGUACCAGCACUGCUCUGGCUCUGCUGCGGUCCAAACAGAGGGGAGACAAGGUUAUAUACACCGUGGCAGCCAUGUGUCAGCCUGGCGCGGGGAAACUGGUGUCUUCCCUCAUCCUGUGGAGGCAGACCAUGGAACAGCUGCAGAGGAAACCGGAGCCCAAAGAGGUGGACAUCACCUACGGGAAGAAGGUGAAAGACAUCAGCUGCAGAGUGAAAACUGCCAAGGAGGAGUGGAAAGAGAGGGAGGCUUCCACACCCCAAACAGUGCCAACACGCAUUAAGAUCUUCGAGGGAGGGUACAAGUCCAAUGAAGACUACGUGUAUGUCAGAGGUCGAGGCCGGGGUAAAUACAUUUGUGAGGAGUGUGGUAUUCGCUGUAAGAAGCCGAGCAUGCUGAAAAAACACAUCAGGACCCACACAGAUGUGAGACCCUACAUCUGCAGGGUCUGCAACUUUGCUUUUAAAACUAAAGGAAACCUGACGAAACAUAUGAAGUCAAAGGCACACAUGAAGAAAUGUCUUGAACUGGGAGUGUCAGUGACGAUGGACGACACGGAGAUACAGGAACAUGUGGACGACAGCCAACAAGAGUCCAAGACAGAGGCGGUAAUCACAGCCAAACACCAGUUCUCAGACGUUGAGGACUCUGACGGCAUGGACGAAGACAUCGACGAAAUUGACGAAGACGAUGACGAGGACGACGAAUACGAGGGCGACUCCACUCCAAAGUUGCGUUCAAGAAGCACGAGUCCUCAGCCGUGUGGAGUUACUUCUCUGGCAGUCACAGCCACCGCCGCUCUCCACGUCUAUUCUCUCACCUCUCUGCCCGGCGCCGAUGUCCGCCAACAGUCCUCUGACCGGCGGACCGGCUCGGAUCAUCGACCCGUCCUUGCAACCGACCAGAGGGAGAAGUCUGUGGAUGAAGACUCUCUGACUAUGCUGUCUCCAGACCAGGCCGGUUUCCUAUUUGACCCCUACUCUUCCUGUCUGCUCUCUCCUGGUUGGGAGUCUCCCAUCAGGGAGCCCUCCCCUUCACGUCUGCGUUACCCGUCCCCGAGGCGAGAACUCUCUCCGCGAGGUCGCUCCUCUCCCAGAUGGGACACCUCCCCGCUGCGACCUGGCUCGCCCGGCUUCACACCCAUUCAGCACCUCUCUCCGGUCUCCAUUGAGCGACCGGUGUCUCCUGGAACAGAGCUGGCUGGAAAGCGAGAGUCCUCAGUCAGAGGCCGGCAGAGAGUCGUGCUGAGGGCGGUUUCGCCACGGAGAGGCUCGCACCAACACAGAGGGAGUGGUGAUAAAACCCGACACCAGGCAAAGAUGGAGAUGGCUCAACACGGAGCCUUUGAAAUGGAAAUGGAUCAAAGGAGCAGCUUGGCUUCCAGUCUGCCCGGUGCUGCCAGUUCUCAUCACCAGAACAUCCUCAGCCACCUCCCUCUUCACUCCCAGCAGCAGUCCCACAGUUUGCUCCCCGUCGUUCCUGUCGGAGGGUUCCAGAUGUUACACUCCCCGCCUUCCUCCAGCACUGAUGUCACCCUUUCCUCGGCGCCGAGCCCCCAGAGCAGCGAGGGCCAGCGUUGCAGCAGCAGGGAGGGAUCUGUCCACGGGCCUGAGUCUGGAGGAGAGGACACCAGAGGCCAGAGCCAGCUGUCCACCCAUCAGGCCUCUCAGGAGAAAAGCCUCGACCCUGGCAUCAGGGACAGCGGACAGGAGGAGAACGUCCAGACCUGCUUGAAAGCCAUCGCCUCGUUGAAGAUCACCACAGAGGACCCUCACUGAAACCCCCUUUUUCUGUCUCCUUGAUUUGACCCGGGAACAGACAACCCCUCCCCAUGCAACACCUGCAACCUUGUCGUCCUCAGCCCUUUAGGCACUAACCUCAUCUUUAUCCAAUUAGAGGCAAUGUAAUAACACUUCCUCGGGUCUUGCACACAUUUCAGACAGCUCCUUUUAGAUCUGAGUGGAGAGCAAACCUUCACAGUGAAGAAGAAACCCACUCUGUCUGAUGUGCACUUCUCUUCAGAGACUCUUUGAAAUGAUUGGACGAGCAGCAGGAUGUCUUGCGAGGUGGAGAAUCAUUAUUGGGUGCAGGUGCAAUAUGGAAAGAUAUUAUGCUAAUAUGCCUUUGUUUGACAUAGUAGUUUGCGUACUAUUGCACAUAAAUUAUAUUUAUGGAUUCUGUACAAAUGUCCUUAACAUAUACUCCUUCUUAGAUGCAUACAAACAGUGUAUUUUACUGUAUGUGUACUUUGAAAAUAGACUGUUGUUUAAUGUUAUCAUAUCAAGGUGUGACGCAGUAGUGCAGUAAAUAAAGACUAUUUAUAAGGGGAAAAGUAUGUGUAUUAUGAAACAGUCUGACCAAAUUUUAAGUAGACGCUUCUUGUGCAGUUUGGUGCUUCUAAUCAAGCGGCAAGGGUCUGUGCCUUUAUUUUGCUUUUCAGCAUUUUGUUACGAGAAGGUUGUUGCGGAAUGAGGAAAUAUGCCGAGGUAGGCUUUAUUCAGAAGUGUCAGCGCUGUCAAAGAGUUCGCUCAAAGAAAAGCUUUUUCUUUCUUGUUCCGUCAGUUAUGCCGACAGACGGAUGCAGCUUGAUUUAUGUGAAACAAUCUUAAAAAAAAUGUUUCUUAUGUUGCAUUUUUCUAAAUGUUGUGGUUUUUAUCUUGGUAAAAAUGCAUGGGAUUUGCUAUUGCACAAAAAUAGAGGAAGUUAAUAUGUAAUUAUGAAUACUGUAAGAUGUAUUUAUAUAUUAGAACGUGAGCACUUAUUGAUACUGGUAAAUAUUUGACUACUAUUUAUAUGGUAUAUCUGUACUUAUGCAGCAGUGAUGCAGUUAUGCAGUGAGCCACGCUGGCAUUGCUUUUGAUCUCAUGUAUUUGCUUUGAUUAAACAGCGUUUAUUCUCUCUCUCUCUCUUAUACAGAUGACCAUAAGCAUUUUAUGAGUUUUGACGAUGCACUUUCAUCCUUUCAUCUUUGAUGUUUAACUGACGUGGUCAGUGAAAAUAAGGGAGUAAAACAUGUUAUGUUCUCUUGUGGUUUUUGAAACAUUCCAGUCGUUUUUUCACAUUUCUCAUUUUGUGAAACAUGUUGCACACUAAUUCAAGGGGCUAUGAUGAUCGAUCAAUAGUAUGUUUUCUUGCAUUUCAAGUGUAACUGGAUGAAUCAAUAUCACUUUACUGUAAGUAAUACUAAAGUAAUGAUGUUAACAGCGUCAGUUGGUUGACUAUUACUGUGCUUCGGCUCAAAAUGUAAGUAAUCAUUCACCAAAUGCAUUACUUCUCCUCUGUACAUAUAUGUGUAUUUUUAUGAUUUAAACUAUUUUUGCAGUGUUGAAUUCUGAGAACUUUUUAAUGUGGAUUGUUUAUAUCUCUUUACGAGGUAACAAGUCUGCAGUUGACAUAACGGAGGUUUAACGAGGGCGAAAAUAGCACAGUGUUGAUCGCUAACUCCGUGUGUCUCAUCUUUUAAAAAAAUAAAUAAAUAAAGUGUAUUCACAUCUUCAAGUGGUUAUGUUACCAGUUUGAGAAUGAAUUUCAAAAAUCAGAAAAACACUUUGUUCACUCAUGUUUACAUAAAAGAAUUUUAAAAGGUGCACUGCUUUAAUCUUGUGUUUCCCUUUUCUGAAGAUGUACGUAGCUUUGAUUUCAUGUCAUUUUUAUUUGUCGUGACGGUGCAGAAUGCUCAUGAAAUGUGAAGGGAAAGCGAAGCCUUCCAUUUGCUUUGGCACACAGUAUGUAUUCAGAUUGUGUUUGUGUUUUGUUUUUAUUGUGUACUUAUAUUUAACUGAACUGCUUUGUGCCUCUCAUGUCUAUGAAAUUCCCUGUAAAACACACAGAGGACAAAUCACUUUACCUCUCAGCUAAGAUCUUUUGAGGACAAAAACCUCAGUAGCCAACCCGUUGUUUAGCUAUUUGCAUCGAAACUGGUUAGUCAGGACGGAGUGCCUCUUUUAUGCUAUGGGGACUUUAUUGUUUGGUGCUCUACUUUUUUCAGAUUAAAUUCAAAGUUGUUUGAAAAGAA
Messenger RNA from Anarrhichthys ocellatus (wolf-eel), 10504 nucleotides. It is a transcript of the gene hivep2b, whose product is annotated as HIVEP zinc finger 2b. The transcript is spliced from 6 exons. The coding region runs from base 2751 to 8267 and encodes 1838 amino acids. Gene Ontology annotation, biological process: regulation of transcription by RNA polymerase II. Lineage: Eukaryota; Metazoa; Chordata; Actinopteri; Perciformes; Anarhichadidae. Gene Ontology annotation, molecular function: RNA polymerase II cis-regulatory region sequence-specific DNA binding; DNA-binding transcription factor activity, RNA polymerase II-specific. The record is from RefSeq and is a predicted model, not a curated record. Gene Ontology annotation, cellular component: nucleus.